AUGUCAAGGCUCCUUUUCACGCUGUCCUGCGUGCUGGCCACCUGUGCUGCUGGCCACUUAUCGCAGAAGUAUUUGCCCGCAUCGCGUGCUGCCCAGUUGCACUAUCAUGGCGUGAGCGGACAGGGUCAUCCACGCAGCGGCGGUGGUUACGGCGGCCAUGGUGGUGGUGGUGGUGGUGGUGGCCAUGGCGGUGGCUUUGGCCAACGCAAUGCCGGCGCUCAAAUUCCCAUUGUGCGCAGCGAUUACGAGAGUGAUGCGAACGGCAACUACAAUUUCGGUUUUGAGACGGGCAAUGGCAUACAUCGCGACGAGACCGGAGAGUUCAACGGUGGCUGGCCCCAUGGCUCGUUGGGUGUGCGCGGCUCCUACUCCUACACCGGAGACGACGGCAAACAGUAUACGGUUAACUACAAGGCCGAUAAGAACGGCUUUCAGGCGGAGGGCGCCCACAUACCCACCUCCCACACCUCCCAACACGGCGGGUAAGUGUAUAUCCCGCGCAGCUCUGCUGGUGGCUAUGGCGGUGGUGCCGGUGGCUACCAUGCCGCUGCCUCCAAUGCACAUGCACCUUCCUCGCGGUAUCUGCCCCCAAGCUAUCGCCAGCGCCGGCACUACUGAAGGCUUCAAAGCCACAGACAAUUGCAUUUUUUUUAUCAUUCCGUUACUUUACUUUCUAGAUAAUUAGCUAAACAAGGAAUCAAAUUCUUUUUUCCUCUCCCCAAGCAAUUUCUCUGUAUUUUCUCAAAUUUUUGUAAAUCAUUUAAUGGCGGUUUUUGUUGCAAAAUAAAAAUUCUAUUUUGUAUAAGUACUUCA
Scaptodrosophila lebanonensis is the source of this 813-nucleotide messenger RNA. It is a transcript of the gene Cpr11B, whose product is annotated as pupal cuticle protein 20. The transcript has 4 exons. The record is from RefSeq and is a predicted model, not a curated record. Lineage: Eukaryota; Metazoa; Arthropoda; Insecta; Diptera; Drosophilidae. Gene Ontology annotation, molecular function: structural constituent of chitin-based larval cuticle. Gene Ontology annotation, cellular component: chitin-based extracellular matrix.